CAUGUGACGCCACUUCCCCGGGAUAGGAGGCGUUGUCCCACGGUUCUGCUGCUCAGGCGUCACUUCUAUGCAGAAACCGGCUAUCCUGCAAAAGGACAUACACUAGAUAAAGCCUAGACAUAAAAUCGAACGGUGCAGGUAUAUUUGUGUCUUCGUUCGUGCUAUUAUUAGGGGUUGCUUGUCCAGGAUACAGGCUACGUUGAAAUAUAAUAUCAUCGUAGUCUUUUCGUGCACAAAAUGAUCAAGAACGGACAUCACCCAAUGAACACAACAGGGAAAGAUGCAGGGACGAACCUCGGCGCUACAGCUUGCAGUCCGGAGAAGAGAAGACGAACCAUCCGGGUGUGGUGUGACGGGUGCUAUGACAUGGUCCAUUAUGGUCACUCCAACCAGCUGCGGCAGGCCAAGGCCAUGGGAGAUUACCUCAUCGUUGGAGUACACACAGACGGUGAGAUCUCACAGCACAAGGGUCCCCCGGUCUUCACCCAGGAUGAACGAUACAAGAUGGUAAGAGCCAUCAAGUGGGUGGAUGAGAUAGUGGAGGGAGCGCCCUACGUCACCACGCUGGAGACCCUGGACAAGUACACCAGUGACUUCUGUGUGCACGGAGAUGACAUCACACUAACAGCGGAUGGGAAGGACACAUACGAAGAGGUGAAGAGGUCAGGGAGGUACAGGGAGUGCAAGCGAACCCAGGGAGUUUCUACCACAGACCUGGUCGGUCGCAUGCUACUGAUGACCAAAGCCCACCACAGCAACAUAGGCCAUUCAGACUAUCAACAGCACACAGACAACUUUGGGAAGGUGUUGCAGGGUCCGAAGGGCCACAGUCCGUGGACGGGGGUGUCCCAGUUCCUCCAGACGUCCCAGAAGAUUAUCCAGUUUGCCUCAGGACAGGAGCCUCAGCCUGGGGACACCAUCAUCUAUGUGGCUGGAGCCUUCGACCUCUUCCAUAUCGGCCAUGUGGACUUCUUGGAGGCUGUUUCCAGGCUUUCAGACAAGCCAUAUGUUAUAGUGGGGUUACACUUUGACCAGGAGGUGAAUCGCUACAAAGGGAAGAAUUACCCCAUUAUGAACGUCCAUGAGAGAACACUCAGUGUGCUGGCCUGUCGAUAUGUCUCUGAGGUGGUGAUUGGUGCGCCUUAUGCAGUCACGAGAGAGUUACUAGACCACUUCAAGGUGGACCUUGUGUGUCAUGGGAAGACAGAGGUGCAUCCUGACAAAGACGGGUCUGACCCCUAUGCCGAGCCCAGAAAGAAAGGAAUACUGCACACUGUGGACAGUAUGAACAGCCUCACCACUGAUAGUAUUGUUCAGAGGAUCAUCAAAAACAGGCUGCUGUUCGAGGCCAGGAACCAGAAGAAAGAGGCCAAAGAGAUGGCUGUGAUCCAAGCCAUGAAGAGAAGAGAGGAGGAGAAAGGCAAGGAGAGAGCCCAGGCUGUGCUCUAGGACGACAGGCCCGAAGGAGCACUCCCACCACGAGGAACCAUUGACCACCCUCAGGGUCAAUCUGAGACUGACUAAACCCAAUACAUCUAAUCCCCACCACCAAUGCAGCGCAGUCAAUCCACCUCACCUGUGUUCCAACUCCCAACCAACACCCUGCAGGUCAUACACUCUCCUUACCAACAGCCAGACAGCGAGCCUUUGUUUUCAACAUGCAGUAUUCUUACAAUGGGAGUUCUGUUGUAGGUUUGACAUGGUAACAUGUUAGGUGAGGCUGUUUUCUUUGUCUUUAUAUCUUAAUACAGGCUGAAUGGAUUUACAUGUUCUUUAUUUCUUAUGGUUUCACAAACCACCCAAACAAUAUAGACCUCUCACUGUCUCCCCUUCCCUCACUGAGUUAUAACCAGACAAGGAUCAAGAAGGACCAGCAUAGUCACUGAGUUAUAACCAGACAAGGAUCAAGAAGGACCAGCAUAGUCACUGAGUUAUAACCAGCCAGACAGAGAACCAGAAGGCCCAACAUAGUCACUGAGUUAUAACCAGCCAGACAGGGAACCAGAAGGCCCAACAUAGUCACUGAGUUAUAACCAGCCAGACAGGGAACCAGAAGGCCCAACAUAGUCACUGAGUUAUAACCAGACAAGGAACCAGAAGGCCCAACAUAGUCACUGAGUUAUAACCAGACAAGGAACCAGAAGGCCCAACAUAGUCACUGAGUUAUAACCAGCCAGACAGGGAACCAUAAGGCCCAACAUAGUUACUGAGUUAUAACCAGCCAGACAGGGAACCAGAAGUCCCAACAUAGUUACUGAGUUAUAACCAGCCAGACAGGGAACCAGAAGGCCCAACAUAGUCACUGAGUUAUAACCAGCCAGACUGGGAACCAGAAGUCCCAACAUAGUCACUGAGUUAUAACCAGCCAGACUGGGAACCAUAAGGCCCAACAUAGUCACUGAGUUAUAACCAGCCAGACUGGGAACCAGAAGUCCCAACAUAGUCACUGAGUUAUAACCAGCCAGACAGGGAACCAGAAGGCCCAACAUAGUCACUGAGUUAUAACCAGCUAGACUGGGAACCAGAAGGCCCAACAUAGUCACUGAGUUAUAACCAGACAAGGAACCAGAAGUCCCAACAUAGUCACUGAGUUAUAACCAGCCAGACAGGGAACCAGAAGGCCCAAAAUAGUCACUGAGUUAUAACCAGCCAGACUGGGAACCAGAAGGCCCAAAAUAGUCACUGAGUUAUAACCAGCCAGACAGGGAACCAGAAGGCCCAACAUAGUCACUGACUUAUAACCAGACAGGGAACCAGAAGGCCCAACAUAGUCACUGAGUUAUAACCAGACAAGGAACCAGAAGUCCCAAAAUAGUCACUGAGUUAUAACCAGCCAGACAGGGAACCAGAAGGCCCAAAAUAGUCACUGAGUUAUAACCAGCCAGACUGGGAACCAGAAGGCCCAAAAUAGUCACUGAGUUAUAACCUGCCAGACAGGGAACCAGAAGGCCUAACAUAGUUACUGAGUUAUAACCAGCCAGACAGGGAACCAGAAGGCCCAACAUAGUCACUGAGUUAUAACCAGCUAGACUGGGAACCAGAAGGCCCAACAUAGUCACUGAGUUAUAACCAGCCAGACAGGGAACCAGAAGGCCUAAUAUAGUCACUGAGUUAUAACCAGCCAGACAGGGAACCAGAAGGCCCAACAUAGUCACUGAGUUAUAAUCAGACAAGGAACCAGAAGUCCCAACAUAGUCACUGAGUUAUAACCAGCCAGACAGGGAACCAGAAGGCCCAACAUAGUCACUGAGUUAUAACCAGCCAGACUGGGAACCAGAAGGCCCAACAUAGUCACUGAGUUAUAACCAGCCAGACUGGGAACCAGAAGGCCCAACAUAGUCACUGAGUUAUAACCAGCCAGACAGGGAACCAGAAGGCCCAACAUAGUCACUGAGUUAUAACCAGCCAGACUGGGAACCAGAAGGCCCAACAUAGUCACUGAGUUAUAACCAGCCAGACAGAGAACCAGAAGGCCCAGCAUAGUCACUGAGUUAUAACCAGCCAGACAGGGAACCAGAAGGCCCAACAUAGUCACUGAGUUAUAACCAGCCAGACAGGGAACCAGAAGGCCCAACAUAGUCACUGAGUUAUAACCAGCCAGACAGGGAACCAGAAGGCCCAAAAUAGUCACUGAGUUAUAACCAGCCAGACAGAGAACCAGAAGGCCCAAAAUAGUCACUGAGUUAUAACCAGCCAGACAGAGAACCAGAAGGCCCAACAUAGUCACUGAGUUAUAACCAGC
Messenger RNA from Salmo salar (Atlantic salmon), 3742 nucleotides. The record is from RefSeq and is a predicted model, not a curated record. NCBI's taxonomy places the organism in Eukaryota, Metazoa, Chordata, Actinopteri, Salmoniformes, Salmonidae.